GCGAAGAAUUGGAUUGUUGCGCAUCGAUCUGCGUUAGAGAUCUUUUGAAGCCCAAAGGAAGACAUUCUGUUUGAGUCUCUUGCUAUGGGUUGGAACUACCAAGUAAGGAAUUGAAAUAUAUGAUGCUGGAAACUUACAGAAGGGAACUGCCAUGACAGAGAGACCUGAAAGACAUGUGUUCUCCAGAUCUCAAGAAAAUGACUGUGAAGGCAGUUCUGGGCCAUGAAGACCAGUGGAAAGCUCCCUGAGAGAGAGCCAUAGACAAUGUAUACUUCCGAAGAAAGAUGUAAUCCGAGAACUCAGAAAAGGAAAAUAUACCAUGUGGGCCCUCAGAAGGGUAAAAAGAUUUUCUUACAUGUGCAUGACGUUUCUCAAGUAGAUGAUCAGAUAUCUCAGUGCCUUGAAUGCCAACCCAACUUCUGCAAAAACUUAGCUUUUAUUAUGUGUGAGAGAACACACACUGGGGAGAAACCUUACAGACGUGAUAUGUGCGAGAAAACCUUUCUCCAAAGUACGGAUCUUACUUCACACCAGAGGAUCCACAAUUAUGAGAAACCUUACAAAUGUAGUAAAUGUGAGAAGAGCUUUUGGCAUCACUUAGCCCUUUCAGGACACCAGAGAACACACGCAGGUAAAAAGUUUUAUACGUGUGAUAUCUGUGGCAAGAAUUUUGGUCAGAGCUCUGAUUUGCUUGUCCACCAGCGAAGCCAUACAGGCGAGAAACCGUAUCUGUGCAACGAGUGUGAUAAAUGUUUCAGUCGCAGUACAAAUCUGAUAAGGCACCGAAGAACUCAUACAGGUGAGAAACCCUUUAAAUGUCUGGAGUGCGAGAAAGCUUUCAGUGGGAAAUCCGAUCUUAUUAGCCACCAGCGAACACACACUGGCGAAAGGCCCUACAAAUGUAAUAAGUGUGAGAAGAGUUACCGACACCGCUCAGCCUUCAUUGUACAUAAGAGAGUUCAUACUGGGGAGAAGCCCUACAAGUGUGGUGCCUGUGAGAAAUGCUUUGGCCAGAAGUCAGACCUUAUUGUGCACCAGAGAGUCCACACAGGCGAGAAGCCGUACAAGUGCUUGGAGUGUAUGAGGAGUUUUACUCGGAGUGCCAACCUAAUUAGGCACCAGGCAACACAUACCCACACUUUUAAAUGCCUGGAAUAUGAGAAAAAUUUCAACUGUGGCUCAGACCUUAUUGUGCAUCAAAGAAUUCAUAUGGAGGAGAAACCACAUCAGUGGGCUGCGUGUGAGGGUGGUUUCCUGUUAGGUAUGGAUUUUGUUGCCCAGCAGAAAAUGAGGACUCAGACAGAAGAGCUUCGUUACAAAUACAGUGUGUGUGAUAAAAGCUUUCACCAGAGCUCAACUCCUCAGCAUCAGACAGUGCCUGUUGGUGAGAAACCAUAUAUCUGCAGUGUGGGUGAGAAGGGUCUGGAACACAGCCCUCCCCAUGCAUCAGAAGCCUCGCAGAUAUCCUGACCAGCAGAUCAUGGACCUGUAAAAAUGUAUUUACAUGUCAGAGGACUAACUAAAAUGAAGAACGUAGGCAAAUCUCAAAUCUUCCUCGGUGCUGAAACUUCAGCGGGGAUCUGAGAGCCUGUGGUUGGAGGUAGUGUGCGACACCUUGCCCGCUAACAGACCGCCGUAUCAACUAGUUGUUGCAAUGAAGACAUUUACACAUGUCCUGUUUCUGGAAAGUCUUUAGUCUGAACUCAAAUUUGAUCACUCACAAAAGGAUUCUGACAAACGGGAAACCUUAGAAAUUGUGAGUGUGAGAGAGCUUUGUGACAGUGCUUACUCCUCAUUGCAAGGGAAUUUACAUUGGUAAACAACUUUUUCAAUGCCUGUAGGCGCAUCUCAUUGGACACCAGAAAGCCCACCCUGGGGAGACUCCAGCAAGUGUGAAGACAGCUUCUAACAGAACUCUUACUUUCUUGCCUAUCUGAGAAGCCAUACUGGUGAAAAAUUGUGCAUUUGUCUUGAGUGUGGCACAAGAAUAUUUAUAGAGAGCCUUACCUGGUUUUAUACCCCACAGAACACCCAACAUGAGGAGGGAGAGACCUUAGGAGUAUUUGGAUGAGAAAGCUUGUGAAUGGCUGGCUCUUGUGGUAUAUCAGGGAACUAAGUGGAAAAAAAAAAACUGUAAAUACUUUGAGUUUGAAAAAUGUUUUGCUGUAAGCUCUUAUCAGGCCCCAAAGAACCCAUUCUUAAGAGAAGCUUGCUGCUAUGAGAGAUCAGACUAUACAUAUGAUAGGAAUGAGAACUGUCUCAUAGUUGACACUUAAAAUAAGGAUAAGGUUGAUUGAGUGGAGUCAGCAUGAGAGUACGCUUUAGACAUCAAGGAGCUUGUUCUAGGAGAAAGUGGGCAGGUCAGAGGGGACCUAAUGGGUAACUCAGGUAAAGUUACUUUUGUUUUAUCUGAAUCACUUCAUGGUGGCUUUACUUUCAUUGUUUAAAUUUUAUACAUCCACUAAGGGAAGAUAAUUUAAUCUUUGUAAUGGGGUGACGUGUGACAGUGUUGGGAAAAAGAAUGUGUUGAUUUUGCCUCUGGAUUUUCAUCCUUGGCCAGAAUGGAACUCAUGUUAAGUAGCAUGAGAACCUCUUGAUGGUAGCGAAAAGAAUAAGAAGCUCGGAAGGAUGUAACUACGCCAGUAGUUUCCUCUUUGCAGGGCCAGCCUCAAAAAGGUGCAAGAUCCUCAGCUGCUUUCUUAGUGUGAAUUGAGUCACAUCCUUACAAUUUGGCUUUUCCCCAUGAUAUUUUUAUGGUUCUUAUUGGUAUUUGAAAUUUCUAUUUGAGAUUCAUUUUGUUUCAUUUCAAUAAGUAGGUUCCAGCAUUGUGGCUGUGACGGUAGUGUCUGUGCAUCAUCUUAUCCUCCUUGGAAAGAGAUGCCUCUGAGUCUGCUCUGGCUAGGUAAGGACAAGAGAGAGCUGGUGCCCACGUGUGCACAAUGUGAAACGGAGUGAAGUUUUCAACAGAAGAGCAAGGCUUCAUUUAGAGUGCCUGAGUCAGCCCGUGUUCCCUUCACUCUGCAAUCUUGCUGUUUACAGCAAUUCAAACCUCUUGAUUAUAUCUUUCAUUUAUUUCAGAUCUGCCAAGGAAAGAGAAAAUAUCUUUUAAUCCCAGGGAAAGAAUUGCAGUCUCCACAAUGUAAGGUAUACUUCUGGCUUGGACAGAGGAUUUUAAAUGCUACAAGGGGAAAGUGGUUGGCACUUGUGUCAUUUGUUUAAAGAUAAUCACUUGUCUCCUAAGUAACAGGAAGCUUUGAUUAUUUUUAACAUUCUCUAGGAAUCCUGUAAUCUAGGGAUUUGUAAUGUUUGCAUCGGUUGUCCUCUUCCUUCAGAUUAAGCCAUUUAAUCUAGACAAUUCAGGUUCAUGCAGCACUUGGGAUUCUGUAGGCUGGUCACUAGUCUUGGUUUGGUUUGGUGCAUCAUAAUUCCUAAACUCCAAAGGUCGUUGGCACUUGGGCGUGUGGAGGUAAGCAGCUGCUGCCUUGCGUAGCUGUUAGUGUUUCAUCCAAACGACUGAUUGAUGAUUAUGGUCCGCUUAGGUCCAGAAGGUGUAGCUUUUAAGAAGGAAACUGACUCUAGCAUAUUUUUUCUUUCAGUAAACAUCUGAAUGCUUAUUUGGUCCAAUUCGUUUCAGUACUUUUUUAUAAAUAGCUCUUGUACCUUGAACAGUUGCCCAUUGUGAUAAAACACACAAGAUCAUUGAUUUUUUUUGUUUGUUUGUUUAUAGUGAAAAUCAUACCUAUAACUAGUUUAUGUUCAACAAUAGUAUGUAAAAUAGCAUGGGUUGUGUGGCAUGGCAGUGAUGAAAAUUACGGCUACUUGGUGGUCAUUAGAACUUGGAGAAGGAGAGAAAAAAGCAGGGCAGUUAUUUGUGUCUUUCACUAAUCUUCUCUAGGCUUUAAAGUAAUGGUGGACCCCUCCCUCAGAACUCAGCUUUGGGCAUAUGAAUCAGGUCUGAGGGCUUUUAAUCAUGGAGGGAAAGAUGUUGGUACUGAUAUAGCAUAGCCUGAGGUUGGAGAGGACCAGUUGGGAGCCUGUAACCAAAACUAGAAGGUAACUUCUGGAGUGGAUGGAGGUUCCCUGAAGCAGUGCCAACCUAAAUCUACCUCAGGUAAGUCGGAUAACUUUUUCAAGGUUGCAGACCAAACAACUUGUAUUCAUUCAUUGUAUUCCUAUGCUUUAAUGUUUUUGUUUUAUCUUAAUGCUUAAAAUAAACAUUUGUUCUGACAAACUCUACUUUUGUUUCCAUUGUUCCAAGAGAAACGAUAUUUCUCUGUGCCUGCGUUAGGAGAAUGUGGAUAUUCAUGUGAUGCUUAGGCCUGAUGGUGGUGAUGACUAUUGAGCCCCCUUUAGGAAUCCAGAAGGAACUGCUUUCUGCCUUGCUGUGGACACUGUAUGUUUCUGAAGCAUCCACAUUGCAUACAUAAAUAGUACAGGAAAUAAUCAUGACUUGAACUGACCAUAUUUGGGGCUCUGCUAAAAUUUAGAGGCAACCAAUCUAAGUACUUGAAAUUAGAAAUUAAACUUGAUGUUGUGACUCCUGGUAGAAUUCACAUUUGACUCCAGUUUUUUUG
This is a messenger RNA of Ochotona curzoniae (black-lipped pika), 4574 nucleotides long. RefSeq names its product zinc finger protein 322 (gene ZNF322). The transcript has 2 exons. The record is from RefSeq and is a predicted model, not a curated record. Bases 265 to 1470 code for a protein of 401 amino acids. NCBI's taxonomy places the organism in Eukaryota, Metazoa, Chordata, Mammalia, Lagomorpha, Ochotonidae.